This is a messenger RNA of Acanthocheilonema viteae, 507 nucleotides long. NCBI's taxonomy places the organism in Eukaryota, Metazoa, Nematoda, Chromadorea, Rhabditida, Onchocercidae. The record is from the annotation of a GenBank genome assembly.
AUGAUACCGAAUUCGAUGCCAUCAUUUUUCGCUAAUCCGUUCAUGACACAAUUUAUGCCACAACAACCUGCUCCUGUAAGUGCAACAUUAUUAGGUGGUAGCAGUGGUACAAUUGAAGCUUCUCAAUUAACCGGUCCGGAAAAUGCCGAUUAUCGAAGUAAUCCAUUACAAACCGGUAAUUAUGUAAUGCAAAGUUUACAAUGUCAAGAAAUGAUGCAGCAUUAUAUUCAAAGUAUAAUGGCAGCUGCAUCACAAUUACCUGGUAGUAAUAUAUCAUCAGAUGGUACUACCACCACUAUCGCUACCACUGCUACUACAACAACUAUCACUAAUCAGUCGUCGGAUGAUGGUCAAGAGCAAUUAUCCGUUGAUUCUGAUCGUUUCCCGAUAGAUUUCCCGAAUGCUUUGCCAGCUCUCAUUCAUAGUAUGCAACAACAGUUAUAUCUAAACAAUCCAGCAAUAUCACAAUUUGCUAAUCCUAUUCCAGUAAAUUUUUCGCACAUCUAA